AUGACGAAGCCAUUGACGUACCUGAGCUUGAAAGCUGUCUUCCAAUACAUGGAUGGUAAUAAGCGACUGGAGCUCAAUUUCGAUUGCCCAGCGCUUCGGUCAGCAGAAAGCUCAGUGCCGUUGAACCUCCGAUCUCUGAUUCUCGAAAAAGAGAGAAUUGUAGUCAACGAUGUCUGCUACAAGGUGAAAUCAAAAUAUCAAAGGAUCAAAACGGUUCUGGAUGGCAGAAAACAUGUUCGCGUGGAAAUUUUGAAACUUCACGAUUUAGGUGUGAUCCCAGAAUGCCUGAAAAUCAGUACGAGGAACUUGGACUCAGGAAACUUAGACUUCGAGGAGAAAGAAAUCGGAACAGUCUUGACAAGACAGAAUGGAUUUCGGAUUCUACCGAUAUUUUCCCCUUAUGUUGACGAACUCAUGGAUGUGCUGAAUGGGAGGAUUGUUUUUCUCAAUGAAUCCGUUUUGCAAAACAAUAUGGAUCGCCGUUGCCUUUCGUUCCCGUUCAAUAAAACGUCCGAGUUGGUUUUGUAUAGUAUCAGAGAUGGACCAAAUGAGGAAAGAAGAACCAAACUUGAAGUGAUGCCAAUCGGAUCUACUGGACCAGGAACCCUUACUGAUCUUUUCAUUGAACUACUAAUUCUUUUAAGUUUUAUAUUUUUCAUGCGAAUCGUCCUCAGACUUUCAGCAGUAGCCAUGGAUAGUAUAGGGAAGACGACACUUGCAUAUUUUAGAUGA
Caenorhabditis remanei is the source of this 732-nucleotide messenger RNA. RefSeq lists its product as uncharacterized. The coding region runs from base 1 to 732 and encodes 243 amino acids. The transcript is spliced from 4 exons. Lineage: Eukaryota; Metazoa; Nematoda; Chromadorea; Rhabditida; Rhabditidae. The record is from RefSeq and is a predicted model, not a curated record.